Molecule: messenger RNA, 1689 nt
Organism: Aspergillus terreus NIH2624
Lineage: Eukaryota; Fungi; Ascomycota; Eurotiomycetes; Eurotiales; Aspergillaceae
Gene: gmdA
Product: putative general amidase GmdA
Exons: 5
Coding region: 1-1689 (562 amino acids)
Source: RefSeq, a predicted model, not a curated record
AUGACGGCAAUCCCCUGGAAGGAGGCAGCAGCGGCCAAGAGACAAUCCAUUCUAGACGCCAUCCCUCCCAAGUGGCGAAUCAAUAACCCCAUUCCACCUCCGCAGGAGCUUCGCGAUGUCACUGGGCCUUACAUACAGCAGUUCCUGACCCCACGAGAGAUAGAAGUCACCGAGACCGAUGCAGUGGGCAUCGCAGAGAAGACAACCUCGGGGCAAUGGACCGCACUAGAGGUUACAGAGGCAUUCUGUCAUCGAGCUGCUCUUGCGCAUCAAUUGGUGAGCUGUCUGCAUGAGAUCUUCUUCGAUGCAGCCAUCGAAGAUGCGAAGCGUCUGGACGCCUAUUACGCCGAACACAAGAGACCCAGCGGGCCCCUCCAUGGUCUUCCAGUCAGCUUGAAGGACCAGUUCCAUGUCAAAGGAGUCGAAACCACCAUGGGGUAUGUUGGUUGGAUCGGCACGUUCCAGGGAAUCAAAAACGACCCAAGACGGGGCAUCUUUGAAAGUGAACUGGUCCGCGAACUCCGUAGCCUCGGGGCGGUCUUGUAUUGCAAGACGUCGGUACCGUCUACGCUCAUGUGUGGGGAAACCGUGAACAAUAUCAUCACGUAUACGAAGAACCCGAAGAACCGACUGCUUUCUUGUGGAGGAAGCUCUGGGGGUGAAGGGGCCCUGAUUGCACUGAAGGGGUCGCCGGCCGGAUUUGGUACUGAUAUUGGGGGUAGCGUCCGCAUCCCUGCUUCCUUCAACGGUCUAUAUGGAUUACGGCCUUCUUCGGGGCGGAUACCAUAUGAAGGUGCUGCAAACUCCAUGGAUGGACAGAAUACCAUUCUCUCCGUUAUUGGACCGUUGGCCGCAUCGGCGGGCUCGCUGAAGCUGCUCUUCAAGGCGGUGCUCAGCCAGCGACCGUGGUAUUAUGAUCCACUCGUGACGGAGCUGCCCUGGCGUGAUGAGAUGGAGGAAGAGACCCGUACGUUGAUUGAACAAUCGACACCUGGUGCUUCUAAGCUUGCUUUUGGGAUCGUGUAUCACGAUGGAAUCGUCCAUCCUCACCCACCCAUCGCAAGAGCCUUGAAGAUUGUCGAGCAGACACUAAAGAAACUUGGGCAUAAUGUUAUCGAGUGGAAACCACCCUCUUGGACCAUGGGUUAUGACCUCGCCUCCAGGACCUACAGUCUCGACGGAGGAAAAGAUGCGCGGUAUCAAUAUGGAUUGUCGGGCGAAGAAGGGGCGCCUCAAAUUCUUAUUGAACAUGGUGACGAGAAGACGGCCUCGGACAUUGCUGCUCUCAAUGUGGCGAAGCGAGAAUACCAGAAGCUUUACAUGGAUUACUGGAACAGCACGGCGGAGCUGACUGGUACGGGACGACCGGUCGAUGGAGUGAUCAGCCCAUGUGCGCCACACGCCGCUGUUAUCCCGACCAAGUAUGACCACGUCGGAUAUACCGCCAUCAUCAACGUUCUGGACUAUACAAGUGUGGCAUUCCCCGUGACCAAUGCCGAUAAAACCGUGGAUGUGCCGCCUUCUGGCAUUGAGUUCCUGAGCGACCUAGACCGGAAGGUGCAAGGUGACUACGACGCAGAAGCUUACGAUGGAGCUCCGGCUGGACUUCAACUGAUCGGACGUCGAUUCCAGGAGGAGAAGAUGCUGACGCUGGCGGAGUAUAUUGGGGAGCAGGUGAAGAAGGCAUGA